AUGGGAAGCAGGUGGGACGAAUUUCUUCCGGAGCUCCUUGAUUUGAUCCAAUCGAAGCCGUCGAAUGACGACGAUAAACGCGCGUUCAGUCUGGUGUGCCGAUCGUGGAACAAUGUCCACCGUAACUCAUGCUUCCGCCACUCGACCUGCCUCGUGCAAAACCAUAGGAGCAAGCUAGCGCACUUUCCCCAUCACAUGGGCUUCCUCACCACGCGCCUCCGCCGAGAUACGCUGCUCCUAGCACGGUUGGCUGCUCGUCUCCCGCCACGACAACACCGCCUUCUAUCUCGACCCGUUCGGCAGCCGCAGGGUCGAGUUGCCGUCCGGGCCCACUUGCCCUGCACCGUCGUCGCGUUCUCUACCGUGUUCCUUUCUAACACCGUCAACAUCGGUUUGCUCCGGCGUGGGGACAGCGCGAGGAAGCACCGUGUGCAUGCUUGUGGGCCCCACUUCCUCGCGUCGUAUGCCUUCCCGGUCAUGCACGGUGGGUGGAUCCACUUUUUGGGGGCCCGCGGGCAAGUGGCGAAGUACGGCGCCGCCAAGGGCGAAGGAGUUUGGAUCGAGCACCCGGGGAACCUGAGCCGGGAGGGCAGCAUUACGGACCACUUCAUGUUGGAAGUCGAGGAGGAGCAACCGCUUGCGGUUUUUGUGGUCGGGGACAAGAGAAGGGUCGUUGUGCUCAGGCUCGUUCCCGACGGGGAGGCGAUGAGGUGGGAGAGGGUGGAGGAUUUGGGGGGAAAG
This is a messenger RNA of Striga asiatica, 741 nucleotides long. The record is from the annotation of a GenBank genome assembly. Lineage: Eukaryota; Viridiplantae; Streptophyta; Magnoliopsida; Lamiales; Orobanchaceae.